AAACGUGUAAGCGCCUGCUCCACAGCAGCCAUUUUUUUUAUUAUCCUCCUCGGCUCCACCAACCUCCUCUCGCGCAUUCUGUCGAGCACCUCCACUGCUUUACCCGCCCCCCCUUUCAACGCCAGGACGACUCCGAUGCCGGCGACGACGACGGCGAUCUCAUCCAUACGGAUUCAAUAAAUGGCUAAGAUUCCACUUCCUCCCCAUUCCUUCCCCUUCCGCUCUUGUAAUCCCAACCGCCUCCUCUUUGCCCCAAGAAUCCCACUCACACCCCGCGCUCCUCACAUCCUCUGCUCCAGCUCCGAUCCGCCGACCGAUGCCGAAGCCCCCUCCCUCGUUCGCUUUCUCCGCUCGUUCCCUGACUGGACCGACGCCGUGAAGGAGCUGGGCGUGCGGAAGCGCCGUCACCUGUACACCCCCGACGACUGGCGCGCUCACCGCAGCUCCAGCCGCCACCUUCGCCACCUCCUCUCCAGCCUCUCCUCACGCGUCAUCCUCUCCCUCAUCCCGCCUGUCUCCGUGCUCACUGCCGUCGCUGCCGCCGUCACUCUCUACAACUCCGCUGUCGCCAACGCCUGGUUACCUCCUGGGUUCUUUCCCCAGCUCCGGUCGUCCGCGUUGCCGUAUCAGCUCACGGCACCCGCCCUGGCGCUCUUGCUCGUCUUCAGAACCGAGGCAGCCUACUCGCGGUUCGAGGAGGGGAGAAUGGCGUGGAUGAGGAUCAUGGCCGGCGCUAGCGAGCUAGCAGGGAUGGUGAUGUCGACUAGGGGUGCGGAGGAGGAUUCCAUAGUGAAGCACUCCUUGUUGAAUUACAUCAUGGCGUUUCCCGUGGCUCUCAAGUGUCAUGUCAUUAGUGGCUCAGAUAUCGAAACGGACCUGAAUAAUUUACUCGAAGUUGAAGAUCUAGCUGUAAUUUUGAGGUCAAAACAUCGUCCGCACUGCAUCAUAGAGUUUAUUUCACAGAGCAUUCAGGUCUUACAUAUUGAAGAACAAAAACGCAACCUCUUGGAGUCAAGGCUCUGCUGUUUCCAUGAAGGGCUUGGUGUUUGUGAACAGCUCUUGGGUAUUCCUAUUCCUUUAUCUUACACGCGGCUAACAUCAAGAUUUCUGGUCCUGUGGCACCUUACACUUCCUGUGAUACUUUGGGAUGAUUGCCAAUGGAUGGUUAUUCCGGCCACCUUCAUAAGUGCAGCAUCUUUGUUCUGCAUUGAAGAAGUCGGUGUGCUUAUCGAAGAGCCAUUCCCAAUGCUCGCACUCGACGAGUUAUGCAAGCAGCUCCAGAACCGCAUCCGAGAAGCAAUAGCCACAGAGAAUUCUGUACAUGAACGACUGCUCUGCAAGACAAAGGGCCGUCCAGACGGGCAUUCGGUGAACGGAUGGCCUAACUCCAAAAACGAAGAGGGAUGAGAGCAGGAACACGGCGGGGUCGUCUGUAACUAUUCACCCCAAUCAUGGAUGCAAAAGUAGAUGGCACCUACCAUUCAAUGACACAUUGAAAGCUUUUUCAGGGCUCGCUUUAUAACAACGCCAGUGGUCGUUAUCUUUUUCAAGUGUUCGCGCAUUGGAAAAGGAUGAGAAAGCCGGGUUGAUGCAAUUACCAAUGGAAGAAGCUUAGCUUGCAGGAACACAAAUGAUGGAAUGACAAAUUUCAAACUCCUCAAAAAUCUAUAGGACAAGAGGUGUAGACAGUAUAUGAUAGUUCGAUUGCUAGAAUAUGGACAAGAGUGUCCGUUCUACCCUAAUUAUGGAUCACAGGUCUGUAAAUACUCUUCUAUAUCGAACAAAAUUUCAAGCUGUUCUACUUCUUAUGUUUCUA
Molecule: messenger RNA, 1816 nt
Organism: Zingiber officinale
Lineage: Eukaryota; Viridiplantae; Streptophyta; Magnoliopsida; Zingiberales; Zingiberaceae
Product: UPF0187 protein At3g61320, chloroplastic-like
Exons: 4
Coding region: 181-1407 (408 amino acids)
Biological process (GO): regulation of photosynthesis, light reaction
Molecular function (GO): voltage-gated chloride channel activity
Source: RefSeq, a predicted model, not a curated record